Messenger RNA from Juglans regia (Persian walnut), 1540 nucleotides. RefSeq names its product estradiol 17-beta-dehydrogenase 1-like. Bases 303 to 1016 code for a protein of 237 amino acids. Lineage: Eukaryota; Viridiplantae; Streptophyta; Magnoliopsida; Fagales; Juglandaceae. The record is from RefSeq and is a predicted model, not a curated record. The transcript has 5 exons.
ACAGAACAAAAAGAAAUUAAGUAGCACUUGUUGCAAGCUGGGAGCUAGGCAACAGGCCGGCCAGUACUGAUCUGACAGAUCGAGACGGUGGAGAGUUUAAGCUCUGCCACCAUCUUCGACCUUCCCCGCUAGCUUAAAAAGAAACACAAUUAAUUAAGGACUACGUAUGAUUGCGUAUGUACAUCAAAGUAGCUAGCUGCCGGUUUGUGCUAUUUGUUUGUCUCGCAUCCUAGCUAGCUAGCUGCUCUCGAUCGUUUCGACGACUCCUCAUUAAGCUAGCUAGCUAUAUAAUACAAACAAAGAUGCGCAAUAUGGCGAGCUCCGGAGCCUCCGCCCGAGGCAUCGCCGCCAUUGUCGGUGUGGGACCGAAGCUCGGCCGCUCCAUCGCUCGUAGGUUCGCUCACGAGGGCUACACCGUCGCCAUCCUUGCUCGUGACUUAGGGAGGUUGUCGAGGUUUGCAGACGAGAUAGCGAGGGAGGAGAAAGCACAAGUUUUCGCGAUACGAAUCGACUGCUCCGACUCCAAAAGCGUGAAGGAGGCGUUCGAAGGCGUUCUCUCGCUGGGCUUUGUUGAGGUUUUGGUUUACAAUGCGUACAAGCCGGCCAUGUCUUGGAACCCCAUCAACUUCACCGACGUUCGCAUCGACUCCUUUGAGAAGUCCCUCGCCGUCUCCUCCGUUGGUGCCUUCCACUGCGCCCAACAGGUUCUUCCGGGCAUGGUAGAAAGAGGAAAGGGGACAAUUCUAUUCACGGGCUGUUCGGCUUCUCUUAACGGCAUUGCCGGAUUCUCUGAGCUAUGCUGUGGGAAAUUCGCGUUGAGAGCACUAUCACAGUGUCUGGCGAGGGAGUUCCAACCUUUGGGUGUACACGUCGCCCAUGUCGUCAUUGACGGUGUCGUUGGCCCACCCAGGAGUAUUUGCACUUUGGCAGGCCGGGGCCAUCAACGUCGCAAAGGCCGGAGUUGGUUGGGGAACAACACAGCAGUGGAGGUACUGGGGAUUGUGCAAGAUCAUUAAUGGACCCAGACGCACUGGCUCAGACCUACUGGUACUUGCACAUUCAGGACCGGGCCGCUUGGACCCAAGAGAUCGAUCUACGACCCUCCAAUAAUCCCAGAACUUUCUAGCUUGUGCCGACUGCAUGUGAAUUAAAACUAGCUCAACCCGCAAUCUUAAUCAUCAGAAACAGUAAUUACUUGAUCUGUUUUUUUCUUUCUUGCUCGACCCUACAUAUAUACAUGCAUGCUUCAAAAACAACUUGGGUGGAUUCACGGAUCAAAAGCGAUCGCGUCCCCACCAUCUGCCUGCCCCACAAGCACACUUGCUCCUCCAAGUGGCCGGGGACAAGUUAAACCAAGUUGAAUGCAUGUUUCCUACAUCACUCAUGAUGAUUAACUCGUAUUAAUUAGUGUUUAUCUCUUGUUUUUUUGUAUUUGUGGGAUUAGAUACAGAUGUUUGAGCUUAAUCUCCGUAUGAUUUGGGUAAUUGGGUGUGUGUGUGUGUAAUAUAUAUAUAUGGGAAUUAGUGUGAUUAUUUUGCAA